ACCGUUAUCUACCCAUCUCUCUCUCACUCUCUUUUUUCUCUAGCACAUCCAUGGCCUCUGUAACUCACUCCUUCUCUCCCAUUCACUAUCCCACUCGCGUCCGUACGCACAAAUCUAGACUCUCCCCCUCCUCUCUCCCCCUUCCCUUCCAAUCGAACCCCUUCCCGCCAUUGCCACUCGGGUCAAUAACCGUACCAGCUAAGACCAGGGGCUCAAUCUCUUUCGCUUACGUGUCCGGACCCGCCUCGGACCCCAGCGUAACCGAGUCCGGCCCGAGGGUCGACCCGCAGGAUUUUCGUCCCGAGAAGGUUCGGCCGGCGAAGGCCAUAAGCUGGGGACUACUCUGGAGUCUCUUGGGUGCACACAAGCUGAGGCUCGCUAUUUCGGCUUUGACUCUUCUUGGUUGCACCACGUGUACUCUCUCUAUGCCCAUAUUUACUGGUAGAUUCUUCGAAGUACUUAUCGGUGCUAGACCUGAGCCAUUGUGGAACCUGCUCGGUAAGGUCGGACUUUCGUAUGCGCUGGAACCAAUUUUAACGGUUAUUUUUUUUACAAACCUGAACACUGUAUGGGAGAAAGUUAUGUCAACGCUAAGAGCUCAGAUUUUCAGAAGGGUGUUGAUUCAGAAGGCGGAGUUUUUUGACCGAUACAAGGUUGGUGAACUUACCGGUUUGCUAACAUCUGAUUUGGGUUCUCUUAAAGAUGUUGUGAGUGAGAACAUUUCAAGGGACCGUGGAUUCAGGGCACUUUCUGAGGUCACUGGAACAUUAUUGAUACUAUUUGCCUUGUCCCCUCAACUUGCACCUAUUCUGGGCUUGCUAAUACUUGCUGUGUCUGUUUUAGUUGCUGUGUACAAGAGAUCAACUGUGCCUGUUUUUAAAGCUCAUGGGUUGGCCCAGGCAUCCAUAUCUGAUUGUGUGACAGAAACAUUUUCUGCCAUUCGUACUGUCAGAUCCUUUGGUGGUGAAAAGCAUCAAAUGUCAAUGUUUGGUAGCCGGGUUCUUUCUUAUCAGGCUAGUGGCAUAAAGCUUGGGGUUUUUAAAUCCGUAAAUGAAUCUUUGACAAGAAUUGCCGUUUACAUUUCUCUAAUGGCCUUAUAUUUUCUUGGAGGAAGCAAAGUGAAAGCGGGUGAACUUUCUGUCGGAACUGUGGCUUCUUUUAUUGGAUACACAUUCACGUUAACAUUCGCAGUUCAAGGGCUGGUGAACACAUUUAGCGAUCUUCGUGGAACUUUCGCUGCUGUUGAGAGAAUUAACUCUGUUCUGUCUGAGGUUGAAAUUGAUGAGGCCCUUGCAUAUGGUUUAGAAAGAGAAAUGCAGCAUAAAGAAGUGCAAGAUGACAGUUAUAAAUUAUUCCUCAUAAACGGUUAUGAUGAGAAAAUCCUCUCUAAGAAUAUGCAUUAUAUGUCAGCCCUGAAAUCAUCUAGCAAAGUGUCUAGCUUAGCUUGGUCUGGUGAUGUUGGUCUUGAAGAUGUCCACUUCUCUUAUCCUUUGAGACCCGAUGUGGAAAUACUGAGUGGUCUACGUUUAACUCUAAAAUGUGGAACCAUAACAGCUCUUGUGGGCCCAAGUGGUGCGGGCAAAAGUACAGUAGUACAGCUAUUGGCACGUUUCUAUGAGCCAACCAAAGGUCGUAUAACAGUUGCUGGAGAAGAUGUUCGAACAUUUGACAAGAGUGAGUGGGCACGGGUUGUUUCCAUAGUGAAUCAGGAACCGGUUCUUUUUUCGGUAUCUGUUGGAGAAAAUAUUGCAUAUGGGCUUCCAGACGAAGAUGUAUCCAAAGAUGAUGUGAUAAAGGCAGCCAAAGCAGCAAAUGCUCAUGAAUUCAUAAUUUCACUGCCGCAGGGUUAUGACACACUUGUUGGUGAGCGUGGAGGACUACUUAGUGGAGGCCAGAGGCAGAGAGUUGCUAUUGCUAGAGCUCUGCUUAAGAAUGCCCCCAUUCUAAUACUUGAUGAGGCUACCAGUGCGUUGGAUGCAAAAAGUGAGCGCUUGGUCCAGGAUGCAUUGAACCAUCUGAUGAAGGACAGGACAACAUUGGUGAUUGCUCACCGAUUAAGCACAGUUCAGAAUGCCCAUCAAAUCGCGCUUUGUUCUGACGGGAGGGUCGCUGAACUCGGGACACACUUUGAAUUAUUGGCUAGAAAGGGUCAAUAUGCUUCAUUGGUCAGCACUCAAAGGCUGGCAUUUGAGUGACAUUAAAAUUGCAAGAGUUUGGAACAAACGCCAAGUUGGCAUGCGAAUGAGGUGCGGCAUUGGAGAGUAUUGCCUCACCCACAUUUACUUCCCUUUUAAAUCAUUUUCUUUCAUACCAUUCAGUAAAGUAUACGAAGCCAAGAAGUUGCCAGAGAUUAUAGUCGAGCUGGCGACUCCAAAACAGCUGGAAAACCUUUGUAAAUUUACUGAUAUAAGUUGAUAUAACAUAACACCUUUCGAUCAA
Messenger RNA from Carya illinoinensis, 2439 nucleotides. RefSeq names its product ABC transporter B family member 28. Gene Ontology annotation, cellular component: membrane. The coding region runs from base 51 to 2195 and encodes 714 amino acids. The record is from RefSeq and is a predicted model, not a curated record. NCBI's taxonomy places the organism in Eukaryota, Viridiplantae, Streptophyta, Magnoliopsida, Fagales, Juglandaceae. Gene Ontology annotation, biological process: transmembrane transport. The transcript has 16 exons. Gene Ontology annotation, molecular function: ATP binding; ABC-type oligopeptide transporter activity; ATP hydrolysis activity.